Molecule: messenger RNA, 1233 nt
Organism: Rubroshorea leprosula
Lineage: Eukaryota; Viridiplantae; Streptophyta; Magnoliopsida; Malvales; Dipterocarpaceae
Source: the annotation of a GenBank genome assembly
AAAAAAGGUUAAUUGGCCUCCCUUUGUCCUCUUCCCCUUUGUUCUGUCAACAAGGCUCUGCUGAUGUACCGCCUCACAAAGCCUGAAACUAUAUCGUUCUACGCAUCAGUCCUCGACGCUUGCUCUUCAGCAAAAAGUUUGCGAAACCUCAAGCAAGUCCAUGCCCAAACAAUAAGACUUUGCAUUUCUAGCAAUGACUUCAUUCGAACCAAGCUUGUUUCUUCCUAUGCCUCCUGCGCCCAAAUGCGCGAGGCUCAUAUCAUCUUCUCCUUCACCAUACGUCAACCCACCUUUCUCUACAACUCCCUCAUUAGAGCCUAUUCUUCUCUUAAUCAAUUCUCUCGUUCCCUCUCCAUUUUUCAUCAAAUGAUCGCUGCCCAGAAGCCCAUUCACAGGCAGACCUUGCCUGUUGUGCUCAAAUCUUGCGCCGGAUUAUUGAAUCUAAGGCUUGGAAAACAAGUUCAUGUUGCCGUUUUAAUUAAUGGGUUUUCUUUGGAUUUGGCAAACAACAAUGCAUUGAUAAAUAUGUACGCUAAAUGUGGCCAUUUGGAUAAUGCAAGAAAGGUGUUUGAUGGAAUGACAGUGAGAAACGAGAUCUCGUGGUCAGCUAUGAUCUCUGGAUACGCGAAGCUUGGAGAGGCUUGGGAGGGGUUUAAGUUGUUUGAAAGGAUGGUGGAGGCCGAGGUAAAGGUAGAUGGGAUGACGUUCACUGCAGUUCUGAUCGCAUGUAGCCAUGGAGGGUUCCUGGAGAAGGGGAGAGAGUAUUUCGAAAUGAUGGAGAAGAGGUUUGGGAUUAAACCAGGGUUGGAGCAUUACACGACUAUGGUGGCUAUGUUGGUGAGCGCAGGGCUAUUGGAGGAGGCUGAGAAAAUUAUGACAAGAAUGGAGUUUGAGCCAGAUGAAGCAUUAUGGGGCCUGUUGUUGGCUGCCCGAAGAAGAAUUCAUGAUAGAGAUUUUGUGCAAGGAAACUGUUUAAACAUAUGCAAGAAUGCCGAUGACUUAGGGUCCAAACGCUGAGAGAUGGGCGAUCUUUUGGGAAUGUGGCCCUGAACCGUUAAUUUACUUCUAAACAUACAAAGUUGCAGAUCAUUAGCCUCAACAAGAUGUGACAUUUAGGACUUUCUGAGCUUAUAGAGAAAAAAUUCAAUGGACUCUAAAUGUCUAAUGAAUGAGACUCAGAAUUUGAGGAGUUUUCCUCUAAUACAUUGGAUUCAUUAAAGUAAUUACAGUGAA